AUGCGAUCGUUCAAAUUGAAUCGAGUGACCUUGCGCCGCCGAGUGGGACAACGCUUGCGCCGAAAGUUGGGCAGGAUUUUGAUGCAAGAAGAGUUCGAGCAGGCUUUGGCCAUCUACAAGCGUUACGAGGACGAGCUUCUCAAUGAGACCGAGGCUCAAAGCGAGGCCUCGGUGUUGUCGGUGCUGCCGGAGGGCUCGAAUUCGCCGCACUCGGUGACAUCCAGCGCACACUCCGCGGCCACAACGCCCGCUGUGUGUGUUGCAGUGCAAGUGCCUGUCAUUGCGGUACCUGUGUUGGUGCCGGUCAUUGCCUCGGCCCCGGCCCAUCACGUGGUGGACCCGACCCCCGUCCCAACGGAGUCGGUGGAACGCGCCUUUGGUGUGGAGCCGGUGGAGCCGGUUUCCCCCGUGACCGAGGUGAGUAUUCCGCCGAUCCAACCAUAUCUCGAUGUUCAGAAGGACAGCAGCUACUUUGCACGAAUGUGCACCGAAAGCACCAGUUGCGCGGGCUCCACUGUUAUGGAUGACGAAGACUUUCUGGACCAGCACAUUGACUGGGUACGUGCAGUCUCUGAUGCUGCGCCCGUGGAGCGUACCUUCAUUCAGUUCAACACCAAUUUGAAGGUCAACCGAAGGUCCCGUUCUCGCUAA
Cladocopium goreaui is the source of this 651-nucleotide messenger RNA. The record is from the annotation of a GenBank genome assembly. Lineage: Eukaryota; Dinophyceae; Suessiales; Symbiodiniaceae.